Molecule: messenger RNA, 297 nt
Organism: Perkinsus marinus ATCC 50983
Lineage: Eukaryota; Perkinsozoa; Perkinsida; Perkinsidae
Exons: 2
Coding region: 1-297 (98 amino acids)
Source: RefSeq, a predicted model, not a curated record
AUGACAGGUCAUCAUCAAGGUGGUGUCCCACACGCGGGUCUAGCCCACAGUAUCAUUGGUGAGGCAGUGAAGGGAAGGUCCAUAGGAUGCACUGGCGUUGGCAUCGUCCAUGUAGGUGCCCAGAGGAGACCGGUCGUGAGGAGCUCACUGUCAGAUGAAGCACUCGUGUUCAACUAUGAAAGGCCUGGGGCGGGAGGCGUGCCUGGUCUGGGAGGUUGGAUGCCUCAUCUGCCGAGCCCUGCCAUUAACGUGAGAUGGGAUCUUGAUGGCAUGCGUAUCUUGAGGUUGAGCGGAUAA